UGAUCGUCAAACAAUAAGAAUUUUUUAGUGCGAAUCAACUUUUUUAGUUACUACAUAAUUUAACACUGUGAAGAUGAAAAAUAUAGUUAUCAUUAUAAGUUUAAUUGUGACGGCUCAUGCUGCCGAUCAUAGUCUCGAUAAAGAUGAACUUGAGGUAAAGGAAUACUUUGAACAAUGUUUAUCGGAACACGGCUUAAAAGAAAGUGAUUUGGAAGAGUUGAAAAAUAAAGCUGAUCCACAAAUUUUGUGCAUCACAGCUUGCGUUUUUGAAAAACAAGGAUUGUUGAUGAAAAAUGGUGAAUUUAAUAAGAAAGAAAUAAUAAAAGUUGAGCAGGAAGAAGACCCAAAUUUUAAGCAAGAUGAUUUCGAUGAAAUAUUUAGUUUUUGCGAAGAAAAGGCAAAAGGCAUUGACGAUGCUUGCCUGAAAGGUAAUACUUUGACAAUGUGCUUCUUGGAUGAAAUUAGUCAACUCGAUGACAAGAAUUAAGUUACGUACUCUACGAAAUAAUGAAGUACCUAUGAUUUGUUUUAAUACAUGAAAAAAAAAGAAGAAAUGUACCAAUCUAAUAAUAAAAUUCAUACUUGUACAGUAAAA
Trichogramma pretiosum is the source of this 595-nucleotide messenger RNA. RefSeq names its product pheromone-binding protein Gp-9-like. NCBI's taxonomy places the organism in Eukaryota, Metazoa, Arthropoda, Insecta, Hymenoptera, Trichogrammatidae. The coding region runs from base 74 to 487 and encodes 137 amino acids. The record is from RefSeq and is a predicted model, not a curated record. Gene Ontology annotation, molecular function: odorant binding. The transcript has 5 exons.